Molecule: messenger RNA, 806 nt
Organism: Hibiscus syriacus
Lineage: Eukaryota; Viridiplantae; Streptophyta; Magnoliopsida; Malvales; Malvaceae
Product: structural maintenance of chromosomes protein 2-like
Exons: 2
Coding region: 69-620 (183 amino acids)
Source: RefSeq, a predicted model, not a curated record
CUGUCUUCCCUUUUGAAAUUCUCAUACUUCGCCGCCAAAAACAAACAUCUCACUCAAAUUUCCCCAAAAUGGACCCACUCUCCUCUUCUCAAACCGCCGCCGACGAGUGGGAUCUCUGUAACGACGACGGCUUCAUUUACAAACGCCAGAAACGCCGCCUCGUUCUCAACGAACCAGCUCCGGUGCCGGCGGAUCCCAAGGAGGAGGAGACGCGAAAGAGAGAGUGGAAGAGGAAAAACCUUCUCAGGGUGAAGGAAAAGUACAAGAAAGAGAUCGAGGAGUGGGAGAUUUUGUCGGAAACUUUGAAGGAAAUGCAAGAUAAGGCUUUAGGGUUUCAAAUCCAACAGCAAGAAAGAAUGAAAUUGAGAGAGACAGAAGAAAAGCAGAGAACGGCGUCGUCUUCAGGGUCGGAGAAGAAGGAUAACGCUUCUGCGUCUUUGGUUGAUGAGCUUCUUUCGCAGGUAGAAGCACAAGAAAUGAUAAUCCGUGAUGUUUCCAAUCUGUGUGACAUAGCCGAAGCAAUGUGUAAUGCGCAAGAGGAGCGAUUGAAGCAAACCUAUUUUGAUCUUCCAAUUUGGGCAUCGCCCCAUGACCUAAUUGUAUCACUCUGUGACGUGUAAGUAUGUUCUAAGAUGGAUGUUCUUGGUGAUUACAAGGCACAAAAUUGAACAUUGCUAAUGUAAUUUAUGUAUACCUUGUAGAUGAUAAAUGGUAGUGCUCUAGAAAAGCUUCAUUAUAACUAUGUUUUACUCGGAUUUAGGUGUGAGUGUCUGAUAUAAGUAUGGGCUCGAUUCGAGUAUGAUCAU